This is a messenger RNA of Acanthosepion pharaonis, 789 nucleotides long. The record is from the annotation of a GenBank genome assembly. Lineage: Eukaryota; Metazoa; Mollusca; Cephalopoda; Sepiida; Sepiidae.
AUGUAUAUUUCUUUCUUUCUUUCUUUCUUUCUUUCUUUCUUUCUUUCUUUCUUUCUUUUUUCUUUCUUUCUGUCUUUUUCUUUCUUUCCAUCUUUCUUUCUUUCUUCCAACAAUAAUCUAUUCAUCCACAACUAUCUCUCACUGUUUCUAUCUAUUCUUUCACAUCUAUCUAUCUAUCUAUCUAUCUAUCUAUCUAUCUCUCUAUUCAUCCACAUAUAUCUAUCACUAUCUAUAUAUCUAUCUCUGUUGCUAUCUAUCUAUCUGUUCAUUCACAUCUAUUUAUGUACCUAUCUAUCAGAUUAUUCAUUAUCUAGCAAUCUAUUUAUUACAAUCUAUUCAUUCACAUCUAUCUAUCUAUCUAUCUAUCUAUCUAUCUAUCUAUCUAUCAGUUUAUUCAUAUCUAUCAAUCUAGCACGUUCUAUUCAUUCACAACUAUCUUUCUCCGUUGCUAUCUAUCUAUCUACCUAUCUAUCUAUCAGUUUAUUCAUGUCUAUCAAUCUACCACAGUGUAUUCAUUCGCAACUAUCUAUAUAUUUAUCUCUUUUGCUAUCUAUCUAUCUAUCUAUCUAUCUAUCUAUCUAUCUAUCUAUUCAUUCACAACUAUCUAUCAUUUUAUUCAUAUCUAUCAAUCUACCACAAUCUAUUCAUUCACAACUACCUAUAUAUCUAUCUCUGUUGCUAUCUAUCUAUCUAUCUAUCUAUCUGUCUCUUCUUUAUGAAUCUAUUGCUGAUUGGUAUCCAUUAGCCAAGAAAUUGAGAAGAGAAAAUCACCCAUUAAAGGCAAUUUGA